Marchantia polymorpha subsp. ruderalis is the source of this 2859-nucleotide messenger RNA. The record is from the annotation of a GenBank genome assembly. NCBI's taxonomy places the organism in Eukaryota, Viridiplantae, Streptophyta, Marchantiopsida, Marchantiales, Marchantiaceae.
GAGCAUCUGGAGGGAAGGCGAGCAUCUGGUGCUUGGACUUCUCGAGCCCUCCAGUCUCAGACGCGCGGCCCGCUGUCGCUCGGGCAGAGGAGAAAGAGGAGCGGAGAGGAGCGUGGGUCGCCAUAACCAUGCGCUCCAGCUGCACCGCUCGCGGACCGUUGGCCGCCUGCGCGCUCGCGCUGCCAGGCGUCGUCGGCGGCGCUCCGCCUUCGAAAUUCGAUGGGCGCGGGCCGGGCAAUCGACCGCGCUCUGGCUGCGACUUCGGGCUCGCGCUGAAUCGUCGUUCUCCUUCUUGUUCUCGUGGCCUCGUGCACUCUCCUCCUCCUCCUCCUCAUCGAAUUGCGUCUCGCGGAUCGGGAUUGGCGACGAGGCGAGCGACGGAGUCGUCGUCGUCGUCCUCCUCGGCUCUGAAGGAGAUGGAGGAAGUUCAAUUCGCCGAGUCCGAAGCUUUGGUGCCUGCGGGUGUGGCGAACGAUUUGGUCCCUGAAGCUCUCGUGUGGGCUGCCCUCCAUGGAUUCGUGGUCGGCGACAGGUCCGUGGCGAGCUCCGGGACCACUCCCGGCGUCGGUAUGGCCCAUGUUCCUUUCUCCCUUCUGCCCACGCCCAUCCCCGCCACGGCCUUUGCGCAGGCCGUGGAGUUGUCUUCUCUCUUCAAUGAUCUCAUCGACAGAGUCAGUUUGGAUGUGGACUUUCUGAAGCAGGCGCUCGCCCGAACUCAGAAGGCCGACGAUUUCACAGCCAGGCUUCUGUCGAUGUAUUCUACGAUUCUGGACGAAGGAGUGAAGCAGGACAUUCGGCUCGGACUCAGUCGAUCGGAUUAUAUGUUAGAUGUCGCCACCGGUGAUCUCCUUCAAGUGGAGCUGAACACCAUAUCUUGUUCUUAUCCUGGAUUAGGAUCUGUUGUCAGUGAUUUGCACAAGUAUCUCGUCACUGAGCUUGAAUCGUCGACCAAGCUGGACAGCAGUAGGGUCCCUGAGAAUAAGGUCACUGAAGGGUUUGCCAAAGCUUUAUCGCUUGCUUGGAAGGAGUACGGGAACAAAAGUGCCGCAAUUCUCAUGGUUGUUCAAGGGGAAGAGUGGAAUAUGUACGAUCAACAUUGGCUAAGUUACCGAGUGAAGGAAUUGUACGGAAUUCGGGUGAUUCGGAAAACUCUGGCGCAGGUCCACGCGCAGGGGAGUAUUACCGCCGAUGGAAUGCUGGUCAUUGAUGGUCAGGCUGUAUCUGUGGUCUACUACAGGUCUGGUUACACUCCUGCUGACUAUCCCUCCGAGGUUGAGUGGGAAGCGAGGCUGCUUAUGGAACGCUCUUCAGCCGUCAAAUGCCCAUCAAUCUCAUACCACUUGGUUGGAGCGAAGAAGAUACAACAAGAGUUGGCCUUGCCAGGUGUGCUUGAGAGAUUUGUACCUGAUAAACAGGUAGCUGCAAGCUUAAGAAAAUGUUUUGCUGGUUUAUGGGGUUUGGAAGGUGCCGAGAGUGAAUCCAUUAUACAAACCGCUAUCAAAGAACCGCAUAGAUUUGUGCUGAAACCACAAAGAGAAGGAGGAGGCAAUAACACCUAUGGGGACGAUGUGGCGAGCAAGCUGACUGAGCUGAUAGCGGCAGGGGGUGAUGGGCUUGCCGCGUACAUUCUAAUGCAGAGAAUCUUCCCGGCGGUACACACCUCAUAUCUAGUUCGCCGCGGUGCCUACUCUGCAGAGAAAACUGUCUCCGAAUUGGGAAUAUUUGGCGCUUACGUUCGAAACGGAGACCGAGUUAUUUUGAAUGAGCAAUCGGGUCAUCUGUUGAGAACGAAAGUGUCACACUCUAAUGAAGGUGGAGUUGCAAGUGGAUACGCCGUGCUCGACAGCCCUUAUCUCAGUUGAGAUGUUCACCGCACCGUAUAUAAAUUCUUUUGGAUCCGCUUAUAUGUCCCAUUCAAAUGGAAGGACUUCAAAUUAUCCUUUGUCAUAUAAUUGCAGCAGACAAUUUUCAAAAGAAAGCCUGUCUGGUUGGAUUUCGGUUACCAAGAAAACAGCGAAGAAUAUGUUAAUAUUCUAGAAGAAGGACUUGCCAGAAGGACUUGCCUCUUUCCGGAGAAACUGUGCUCCCUGCGGCUGUAGAAGGUAACCACUCCUCGCUUUUAGAUUUCACCUGUCCAAUCGUUCGUAAUAUACCUUAGAAUGUAACCAUGCAUCUUCAUGGCUACGUUUGAAGAUUCUGGGUCUCACAAUUAGAUGACUGCUUUAGACCUUCUUUGAGGGUCGUCCAUUUUUCCCCAAAGUAAUCAUUCAUUUGGUCCACUUUAAGAAGAUGGUGACAUCUGUACAGAGGUUUAGUUUGCACUGUUAGCGGCCUUGCAGAUACAUUUAUCAUUGUAUUUCAUAUCCACUUCUUUCCUCUACGAACUCUGCAGCAAAACCCAGGCUGAUUUAAUGUUAUCUCACAAUUUUCUUCCAAUUUCACGGCAACUCUACAGUAUUUUGGCCAAGUAAACUGCAAAGCUCUGGUUGGGUAGUGGGAACAAGCAUGACACAGAGCUGCGAUGUAUUCGUCGGGGACUACGUUAAUAUGUACUGUGUCUCGAACGGGGCAGCUUACUGCCAUGUGAGAAGAAAAUACCCGUAUGAUAUGGUUGUGGAUCGUAGUUACUUACCUGGUGGAUCUAAACCGACUGCUAAGAUCCCCUGCCUCCAAACUUACGUACUUAAUGGUAGUUUUGCUAUAUUUGCGCAGGUAAACUUUCUGUCAUUUGCCGAACAUAAUUGGCUGGCAGCAACGAAGGUACAUCUGAAAUGAUUUAGGAGAGGCACAUUAUCAUAAGAGCAGUGCCUGUGUUUUCUAUUCAUGCAAUAAAUCCUCAAAGCCCUAGAUUCUGGCAUC